AGCUACUGUCAACUUAAUGCCAAUCAAAACAAAGCUUGAGGACGGUAUUUGACAUCGGGUUCGAUUUGUUGUGCAAUUCGAAGAUCGCAGCUUCACGAGUGGCCAGAUUUUUUCUACUUUUCCGUUUCGUGAACGCCCCGCCGAAAUUGGGAGUUUGUCACUCAAUUUAUUAGUUGCAACGAUUCCCUAUUUCCAAUGUUUGGCAAGCCGUGCGGAUGGAAGUUUGGGUAAUUUCGAACAAAUCCAAAUUUUCCAUUGUACAAAAGUGCGAAGUGAAACAUUAGAAAACUCAGAGUCAGGGUAUUGUAGUGCGUGCGGAAAUUGUGUAAAGUUCGUUAUUUGUGUUUAAUAGAGAAUAUGCUGAUUUCGCCGCAUUCCGAAAAGUUAGCGGAUCGCUGCAAGCUUGCCGUGAGUUUUUGUGUUUUAUCGAUAAUUCUUGGUUGCUUGACGGGCAGAUGCAAUGGAGAAGCAGCUGACAUUGCGCUGGACGCAAAGGCUAAUCUGACUCAUAGGAUCGACAGCCUAAACUUGCUCGUCUACACCUUCCUUCUGACGCUCACAGUACUCACGAUCUGGUUAUUUAAGCACAGAAGGGUGGCAUGGCUCCACGAGACCGGCCUGGCGGUAAUUUACGGUCUUAUAGUAGGAGCAAUUAUUCGCUAUGCUGGGACGACAACCCCUCUUAUUCACCUAUCCGUGGAACCUGAAGGAGAAUCCAAAUUCAAUCAAAGCCUUCCACCUGAUACUUUGUGGUUAAAGUUUCCAGUGCACCACGGUGUUGAAAAUAAAGACCCGCUUACCAAUAAGACGUACGCUUACGUUUUUCGAGGUCAAGUUGUUGAUCUGGAGGAGAACGAGAUAGAUUUGAAAGCGACAUUUGAUCCUGAAAUUUUCUUCAACAUAAUUCUACCACCGAUUAUUUUCCAUGCCGGAUAUAGCUUGAAAAGGAAAUACUUUUUCAGAAAUCUUGGUGCUAUUCUUUCGUUUGCCAUUAUUGGUACGACAAUAUCAUCGUUUCUAAUCGGAGCCCUAAUGUAUGGCUGCGUGAAACUUAUGCCUGAAUAUUUACGUAAUAGUUUUACAUUUUUGGAUACACUCUACUUCGGAGCGUUAAUAUCGCCGACAGACCCUUUGACAAUACUAGCAAUAUUUCAUGAUAUACAUGUGGACGUUAAUCUGUAUGCAUUAGUGUUCGGCGAAUCAGUGUUGAAUGAUGCAGUCGCUUUGGUGCUUAGCGCAGCAAUACAAAACUAUGGAAAACAUUAUUCUGUUUCGGGUGGAUUUGAAACUAAUGCAUUUUUAAUGUCUUUGGGAGAUUUUUUCGGAAUAUUUAUGCUAUCAUUGCUCAUUGGUGCUACAAUGGGAUGCUUAACAGCAUUGCUGACGAAAUUUACCCGCGUUCGUGACUUCCCUCUUCUGGAAUCGGCGCUUUUUGUACUUAUGUCUUAUAGUACAUUUUUAAUAGCGGAAGCUAGUGAAUUAACGGGUGUAGUCGCGGUUCUAUUCUGUGGAAUAUGCCAAGCACAUUACACCUACAAUAAUUUGUCUGAAGAUUCACGGACUAGAACGAAACAAAUAUUUGAAUUAUUAAAUUUUUUGGCAGAGAACUUCAUUUUUUCAUAUAUCGGAGUGUCAAUGUUUACAUUUCCAAAACAUCAUUUCGACCCACUUUUUAUCACAACUGGGUUUAUCUGUGCAGCAAUUGGACGAGCAGCGAACAUCUACCCGUUAUCAUUUCUGUUGAAUUUAGGCCGAAAUCCCAAAAUAUCGUAUAAUUUUCAACACAUGCUAUUUUUUGCAGGUUUACGUGGCGCUAUGUCAUUUGCUUUGGCUAUUCGGAAUACAGUAUCGGACGCUAGGCAGACUAUGCUGACUGCAACAUCCUUGAUAGUUAUCAUAACUGUAAUUGUGCAGGGAGGCGCUGCAAACUUCCUACUUAAUUGGCUGAAAAUCCCAGUUGGAGUCGAUGAUGAGACUGAACAGCUGACAAAUUACCAAGGAGUGAGAAGUGUGUACAAUUCAAUGGAAAACACCACUGGGUCUAUCGACACUGGACUUAAUUUGGGUCAACUCCCCAUUUCACGACGGCGGAGUUCUUUGGAUGCCGAAAAUGCAGAUGGCGAUGGUGUAACAACGCCAGGAGGUGGUAAGAGAAAUCAUGAGAAAGCUUUUCUAGCUCGUAUUUGGGGCAACUUCGAUACAAAGUAUAUGAAGCCGUUAUUAACUCAUUCUCGUCCCACGCUGUUAGAAACCUUGCCAGUUUGCUGUAAUCCUAUUGCGAGGUUGCUUACUACUACUGAACAACUUACACAGGAUAGUGGGAUGAGACGGUCGGAUUCUGAUUCCGAUUUGUGUCUUGACGAUGAUGAUUACCGGAAUUCUGGAAGUGGUGGCGACGGGCAACGAAUACGUAGAAACUCAAUUAAUCGAGCGAACACUGUUGCACAAGAAGUUAAUCAAAUUAUUACCAAUCUUGGCGUUGUAGCAAAUGAUUUUAUGUAAAAUGUGUGGUAGUCAGUAUGUUAGGAAUGUACGGAAUAGUACAAGUUAAUUAAGAUUUGUUGUAAAAUUUGAUUUUUCGUUCAUAUUGGUUGCUUGUAAUGAAAUGUCGAAAUUCAUUUAUUAUUAGUCUUUAGCACAUCUUGUUUUUUUUAUUGUUGAACAUGUAGUUUAAAGUGAAAAUUUCCCGAAGAAAACGCAAAUCCCUGACGUAGAAUGAUAUUAAUUUCCAAUGAUAGCACUGCUAACCUAAUUAAGGCUCAAAUAAAAAUCCCAGGAAGUACUGUUUCGCAUAAAACAGCACUUCUGAAUGCUUUUUAUUCGAGGAAAUUACAACCUGAAAAAAAAUUCACCAAAUCACAAACUUAGGCUGUUAAGAAACAAUACACCGUCAAGUUUUUAAUAAGUUCGUGCUAACAAUUUCUGUAAAUUUUUAUCGGCAAAUCAUUCAUUGUAAAGGUUUUUGGGUUUAUAGUCUUCCCCGUUAAUUUUAUUAAUGUAUUUUUGUUGGCUGUGUUUUCUAUUAUUAUUCUUAUGGUUUCUUCCUUCGUUUAUUUGCAGACAUUAUAGAACAGAUGUACCCUUAUAUGCUUUUUUGGUAGAGAAGCAGAAAUUCGUUAGAGGCUCUUAUGUGUUUUUUCAAUGUACGCAUAUGUUGCGAUGGUGAUUGUCCAAUUUUGCCCAUAUUCUACAUUUAUUCCGUUGAAAAUUAUUCAUUUAUAUCUUUUUGCUAAACGUUUUUGCUAAAAUCAUAUUCACCUUAAUUGUUGAUCAUCUGGAAGUUGUCGUAAAGAAGUUGACAUUAAGAGUAACAUUGUCAGAAGAGAAAGGGAGAGAGAACAAGCAGUUUUUACUACUGAUGACGAACGAUAACAUUGAAGGGGUCAUUGGGCCAAGUAGCAUUAAUCUGAAAAUACUAGUAAAUAAUUUCUAUUUUAGCAAACAUUUAUUAAAUCUUAAAUGAGUUUUUUGUUUUGA
This is a messenger RNA of Hermetia illucens (black soldier fly), 3477 nucleotides long. RefSeq names its product sodium/hydrogen exchanger 7 (gene Nhe3). Gene Ontology annotation, biological process: sodium ion transport; regulation of pH; proton transmembrane transport. The record is from RefSeq and is a predicted model, not a curated record. Lineage: Eukaryota; Metazoa; Arthropoda; Insecta; Diptera; Stratiomyidae. Gene Ontology annotation, molecular function: sodium:proton antiporter activity. Gene Ontology annotation, cellular component: recycling endosome; membrane. Bases 358 to 2502 code for a protein of 714 amino acids. The transcript has 15 exons.